GCCACCUGCUACCGGAGGAAGAGAGUCCUUAAGCAUGGCAGCGAAGCCCAAGCUUCACUACUUCAAUGGCCGAGGCAGAAUGGAGUCCAUCUGGUGGCUCUUGGCUGCAGCAGGGGUCGAGUUUGAAGAAGAACUUUUUGAAACAUGUGAAGAAUUUGGGAAAUUAAUUCAAAGCGGAACUCUGAUGUAUGAACAAGUACCCAUGGUUGAAAUUGAUGGAAUGAAUCUGGUAGAAACCAGAGCUAUCCAACGAUACCUAGCUGCAAAAUACGACUUGUAUGGAAGAAACCUACAGGAACAAGCCUGGAUCGACAUGUAUGUGGAGGGCUUAAAGGAUCUGAGUGACAUGAUUAUGUUCUUUCCACUCUCUCUGCCUGAAGAGAAGGAGAUGAAUCUUGAAUAUAUCCUUGAAAGAGCCACUACAAGAUUCUUCCCUGUCUAUGAGAAGGCACUAAGAGACAAUGGGCAAGAUUUUCUUGUGGGCAACCGGUUGAGCUGGGCUGAUAUACAGCUCCUUGAAGUCAUCUUAAUGGCUGAAGAGUGCAAACCCAGUGUCCUCACAGGCUUCCCUCUGCUACAGGAGUUCAAGGCCAGAACCAGCUGCAUUCCCACAAUUCACAAAUUUCUCCAGCCUGGAAGCCAAAGGAAGCCUCCACUAGAUGAAGGCUCCAUUGAGACCGUGAAGAACAUAUUCAAAUUUGAACGUGGCAUGUUUCUUAAAAACAUGGCUACUAUAGUAGCUGAGUAUUAACAAAUCAAGAGGUCUAAUGGACUCCACACGUUUCACUUCACAUUUGUAGGCAUACCCAAAAAGGUAUCGUAAGGUCAAGUUGAUAAAGAUAAGCAAAAGGAAAUAAACUACCUAACA
Messenger RNA from Hyaena hyaena (striped hyena), 868 nucleotides. Its product is annotated as glutathione S-transferase-like. Gene Ontology annotation, molecular function: glutathione transferase activity. Lineage: Eukaryota; Metazoa; Chordata; Mammalia; Carnivora; Hyaenidae. The coding region runs from base 35 to 751 and encodes 238 amino acids. The record is from RefSeq and is a predicted model, not a curated record. The transcript is spliced from 7 exons. Gene Ontology annotation, biological process: glutathione metabolic process; xenobiotic metabolic process.